Messenger RNA from Wickerhamiella sorbophila, 1227 nucleotides. RefSeq lists its product as hypothetical. The record is from RefSeq and is a predicted model, not a curated record. The transcript has a single exon. NCBI's taxonomy places the organism in Eukaryota, Fungi, Ascomycota, Dipodascomycetes, Dipodascales, Trichomonascaceae. Bases 1 to 1227 code for a protein of 408 amino acids.
AUGUGGCAGCAACCGCAACAUUCGGCAAUGCUAGGCUCAUCUGGAACUAAUUCGACUCUCCAUCCGGCUUCUGGUCGUCUGGGCUCCUCCCGUGGCGAGGCGGACCCGGUGACUUCCAGCUUGGAGGAAAUUCAAACUAGACUCAAGAAGGUAUCUCUGAACGUCAUUGAAACCCGUGAUGAGUUUGUGAGUCUUUCUGAUCGAUCCAAGGAUAACGGUGUGGCAUUAGAGGGCCUUAUGGCCGAAAUCAAGAGCUUUGUGGCCAUCUCAAACACCCAUCACACGAACCAAGUCCGGGAACUCGCUCGCCUGAACCAGCUUGAACAGCUGGACAAGCUCGAGCACCUAGAUAAGCUGGGUACUCAUGUUCGUGACCUGGAGCUCCAGCAGCGUGAGUUGAAUGCACGUAUGGAUCUUUGGAAAAAGUUUGACGAGGAUGGACUAUUUGAUCAAAUCAAACAGCUCAACACUAUACCGGGCAAACUGAAGAGCCUCGAAAAGCUUGACAAUUUGGACCAGCUCAAGAUGUUGGCUGAUCUGAAAGGUGCUGUCGAUGCUUUCAAGAGUGACAAGCAAGUGCUGCAUCAAAUCCAGCGCCUGGGUGAUCAAUCGGCUGAAAGUAACACGGCUAUGGCCGUUUCGGUGGAGAAGCUGUCAAAGCAGCUCGACCAGCUAACGCAGAGAGCGGAUCAGCCUCCUACUGAGAAUAACAGCAAGCUCAUCGAGUCGCUGGAUGCUAAAUUGAAUGCCUCCGAUACCACACCGCUUUUAAAUGAAAUCAUAGCCCAGCUUGAGAGCGCCGACAAUUUCCGGCAACUCCAGGGCGAAGUCCGGGCCAUUCAGGACCACUUGCUAGGCGAGCACGACAGCACACGUAAAGAACUCGAGGAAUUGCGACGUACUGUGCACAAGCAAUCUGCAGAGAUCGAGAGAUUCCAGUCGCUCCAUGAAUCAGAGGAGGCCCUGGCCGCCAGAGUCGAAAAGCUGCAGCAGCAAGAGAAAGUCCUCCUUGCGCACAACACAAAGCUCAAGACCGAACUCAAGUCAAGUGCACAGAGCUUGGCAUCUGCCGAAGCAAAGUAUCGCGAGCUGGAGGGCCAUGUUCGAGAGGUCAUGCUUUCCAAGUACCAGGCGGCGAUUGAGACCACGAACUCGGCGAAAGACAGCGACAUUGUGAUCCCUAAACGUCGUACCCAAAACCGCAGUGCUAGUUUACAGAACAUUUGA